AUGUUUGACCAGCGGUUGCAAGAAGGCCCGGGGCAACAGCAGCAACAGCAGCAGCAGCAGCAACAGCAACAGCAGCAGCAGCAGCAGCAGCAGCAGCAGCAGCAGCAGCAGGGCAGCUCGGGGCCUGCUUCUCCAGGGGCCCCCUGGGGGCCCCCGGGGGGCCCCCGGGGCCUCAACAGCCUCGGAUUUAUAGGACCAAAUCCAGAAGAAGAUCCCCUACAGGGGGGCCCCCUGGGGGGCCCCCUGGGGGGGCCCCUGGGGGCCCCCCUAGAGGGGGCCCCCCAAAUUGAAGGGUCUUCUAUUGCAGCAAACCCGCUGGCGUUUGGGUUUGAGGGUUUAGAGGAGGAGGGUUUAGCGAGGGCUGCUUGGGAAGCCCUGGGAACCACCGCCAUGUCUGCUUCGGCUUUUGAGAAGUCGAUUCUGGAGGAAGUAGAGAAGAGCCUUAGCAGCAAAAGUGCAACGGAGAAGCUGCCUCAGCAGCAGCAGCAGCAGCAGCAGCAGCAGCAGCAGCAGCAGCAGGGCCAAAUCGAGGCCAGCGCCGACGCAGCAGCAGCAACCGCAGCAACUGCAGCAACCGCAGCAACUGCAGCAACCGCAGCAGCAGCAGCGGCUCCCUCUGCGUCUUCAUCAAGAGUUCAGCCGCCAGAAACUGCAGCAGCAGCAACAGCAGCAGCAGCAGCAGCAGCAGCAGCAGCAGAACUGCCUGAGCUUGACUUGCUGAGCUCGGAGGAGACGGGCGGCAGCGACAGCUCUUGGGAAGCCCCAGCAGGAAAACGAAAGCCAGCAGCAGCAGCAGCAGCAGCAGAAGCAGCAGCAGCAGAAGCAGCAGCAGCAGAAGCAGAAGCAGCAGAAGAAGCAGCAGCAGCAGAAGCAGAAGCAGCAGACACGGAUCCCGAGUCCGAAGAAGACGAGGAAGACAGCAGCGAGGAAGAGUCGGCCUUUGCUGCUGCUGCUGCUGCUGCUGCUGCUUCGCAGCAGCAGCAGCAGCAGCAGCAGCAGGUUGACUACAGCGAACUGGACGAUAGCUCCUCGCAGCAGUACUCGCGUCGCCUGCAGCAGCAAACUGGAGGCCUCUUGGGAGAUGAUAUGGGGCUCGGCAAAACAAUUCAAAUUGCUGCUUUUGUUGCAGCGCUGCACAACUCCGGCUUCCUCAGUGCACGCUGGCCCUUCCAAGACCGCCGCAGGCAGCUCCUUAGCAGCAGCAGCAGCAGCAGCAGCAGCAGCGGCAGCAGCAGCAGCAGCAGCAGCAGCAGCGAAGGCGGGGUGCUGCUGGUCUGCCCGGCUACAGUGCUGCCGCAGUGGCUCAGAGAACUCCACAAGUGGUGUCCCGCAGUUAGGGUUUGCGUUUUUCACGACAAAGGUUUAGGAUUAAGGGUUUAG
Molecule: messenger RNA, 1380 nt
Organism: Eimeria necatrix
Lineage: Eukaryota; Apicomplexa; Conoidasida; Eucoccidiorida; Eimeriidae
Product: DNA excision repair protein, putative
Exons: 5
Coding region: 1-1380 (459 amino acids)
Molecular function (GO): ATP-dependent chromatin remodeler activity; ATP binding
Source: RefSeq, a predicted model, not a curated record